Messenger RNA from Lepisosteus oculatus (spotted gar), 3173 nucleotides. It is a transcript of the gene wfikkn1, whose product is annotated as WAP, follistatin/kazal, immunoglobulin, kunitz and netrin domain containing 1. Gene Ontology annotation, biological process: transforming growth factor beta receptor signaling pathway. Gene Ontology annotation, molecular function: serine-type endopeptidase inhibitor activity; receptor antagonist activity; transforming growth factor beta binding. The record is from RefSeq and is a predicted model, not a curated record. Lineage: Eukaryota; Metazoa; Chordata; Actinopteri; Semionotiformes; Lepisosteidae. Gene Ontology annotation, cellular component: extracellular region.
CCCACCGGGACGAGCGGCCGUGCGUGGGGUUGUGGGUCAGGGCGGCUGUGGGCCCCGACGCCCUGCCUUUGAUCCCUUUACAAUGUUUGUCCAGUUGCUUAGCGCUGGCCUCGCCUCUAAUAAAACUCCCAGACGCUGGACGCUUGAAGAGAGAGGCCAAGAGGUAGGCCCCUUCUGUCUCAGCACGGCGCACAGGCCGCCGGACUCGCUGGUCCCCCAAACUCGGGCUCAGUCCGCGUCGUCCAGCUCGGAAAGGCGACGUCCAAGCCUUGCAGGGAACGUGGCGCUCAAUUUAUUUUGCAUUUCCGAGAGACUGAUUCUCGAACGCUUUAACGAAACACCCUUUUUAAACCGCUCAUCUAUAUGAAUGCAAAAUACAACUCUCAAGUUAACCAUGCUGCCUGGACUCGGUGACACGGAUUAAUACACGUGCCGCCGCCUGAUCUUCUACACCCCGGUGAUAACAAGGAAUUGAAAUACCAAUCCUGACUUUUCUGGCUGUAUUUUCAUUCUCCUUCGUAACCUGCGGUCUGGAUAUGGAUCGGAUGAUUUAAUUCUAACGACGUCCCACACUUUCAAGACGGGUGGGAGUUAUGACUUCAGUCGGGAGCUGCGCUCCAGGUUGCUCCUUUGCAAGAGGUUUAUAAUGAGCAGGACCGACCACAGCCGGAGGGAAACCAGAUCCCGAACCAGCGCCUGCGAGCGCCGGAGUGAUGCCGGAGGAUGCGUCCCGCGCCUGGGGAAACUCGCCCCGUCGUUUCCCCUGCUCUGGGCUCUUGCUUGCGCGCUGUCCCCGCCGGUGUCGGGGGCGAGUCUCGCCGGGGGCCAGACCCAACACCCGGGAGUCUGUCCCAACCAGCUCAACGCCAACCUCUGGGUGGACGCGCAGAGCACCUGCGAGAGGGAGUGUCGCGUCGACCAGGACUGCGCAGGAUUUGAGAAGUGCUGCACCAACGUGUGCGGGCUGCGCAGCUGCGUGGCGGCGCGGUUCUCCGACGGCUCGGCCGCGCCGUCGGAUGGGCAGGGGCCGAGGGAGAGCGGCGGGGGCGUGACCGCCAGCUGCCAGGGCUUCGUGUGCAGCCAGCAGGGGGCGACGUGCGACGUGUGGGAGGGCCAGCCGGUGUGCAAGUGCCGCGACCGCUGCGAGAAGGAGCCCAGCUUCACCUGCGCCUCCGACGGCCUCACCUACUUCAACCGCUGCUACAUGGACGCCGAGGCCUGCAUCCGGGGGGUCGCCCUGACGGUGGUCACCUGCCGCUACCACCUGGCCUGGCCGCACACCAGCCCCCUGCCCCUGGACACCACCGCGCACCCCACCCCCACCUCCUCGCGGGAGGAGCCCCUGCCCCCCACCCUGUACAGCAACCCGAGCCACCAGUCCGUCUACCUGGGGGGCACCGUCAGCUUCCACUGCGACGUGGUGGGGGUCCCCAGGCCCGACAUCACCUGGGAGAAGCAGACCGAGCGCCGCGAGAGCCUGAUCAUGCGGCCCGACCAGAUGUACGGCAACCUGGUCAUCACCAACAUCGGCCAGCUGGUCAUCUACAACGCCCGGCCCGGGGACACGGGCAUCUACACCUGCACCGCCCGCAACUCGGCCGGCAUCCUGCGCGCCGACUACCCGCUGUCGGUCAUCCGGCGCGCCGAGGACGAGCUGGCGGAGGAGGGCGAGCCCGCGCCCCGGCCCUUCUCCCCCGCCGACUGCCUGGAGGAGGCGGACCGCCGAGAGUGCGGGGACCGCCGGGUGGGCUGGCGCUACGACGCCAAGCGCGGCUCCUGCCUGGCGCUCGCCCACGGCGGCUGCGAGGGCGCCCGCAACCGCUUCGAGACCUACGAGGAGUGCCGCGCCUCCUGCCAGCGCGAGGGCGUGGGCGUCUGCUCCCUGCCCGCCGUGCAGGGGCCCUGCAAGGUCUGGGAGGCGCGCUGGGCCUACAACCCGCUCAUGAAGCAGUGCCAGGCCUUCGCCUACGGGGGCUGCCAGGGCAACGGCAACAGCUUCCGCAGCCGGGAGGAGUGCGAGGAGAGCUGCCCCCAGCCCAAGAGCCGGCCCUGCAGGGCCUGCAAGCCCAAGGGCAAGAUGGUGCCCAGUCUGUGCCGCAGCGACUUCGCCGUCGUGGGCCGGCUGACGGAGCUGAUCGAGGAGCUGGACUCGGGCAUCGCCCGCUUCAGCCUGGAGGAGGUCCUGCGGGACGAGAAGAUGGGCCUGGCCUUCUUCGACGCGCGCCACCUGGAGGUCACGCUGGCCCGGGUGGACUGGAGCUGCCCCUGCCCCAACGUCACCCUGGAGGACGGGCCCCUGCUGGUCAUGGGCGAGGUGCAGGACGGCAUGGCCCUGCUGCAGCCCGACAGCUACGUCCGGCCGGUCACCGAGCGGCGACUGAAGAAGAUCCGCGAGGUCCUGGAGAAGAGGACCUGCGAGCUGCUCCAGCGCUUCCAGGACUAGGGGAAGCAGCCGAAGGGCUCAGCUGGCAGUCAUUUUCCAGGCUGUUUAAGGACUGGCGGGUCACGGGCUGUUUGUUCAAGGAUAAUCCUACUAAAAAAAGACACUGCUGAGCUGUUUCAGCACAUCUGCAGAGGUGCAACGAGCUCGGUGUCUUUCUCUGAAGGCUUCUCAGCAGCGGGACAGUGGUGCCAACUAAAACCUCGGAGUGCUGAGGAAGGUUCUGCUUCAAAGGCCUCAUACGAGUCUUCUCCAUGUCCUCCGAGACUAGGUUUAGGAAACCGUUUGUUCUCACUAGCACAGAACAGUGUCAUGAGACGUUAUAGCUAAUGUUUCUGCUGCAAGAAUUCUGUCCACAACCAAUCCAAUUGGGGCUGAGCUGAUGGACGUGUCGAUAUACAGGUUGGAUCUGUACAGUCGACCCCACUUUCUCUCCUGCCUCGGCUGCUAGUGUGGUCCCCAAUGCUUGUUCUUGUGAACUUUGCAAAGAUCAGAGCGCACUGGUAUUCCCAGUUUAAGCUUCAAACUACAGGAAGAUCAGCACCUUCCAUUUGCCAUUCUAGGUGAUAGAGUGAAAGUUUUAGAUGUUCAGUUUUACCCAAAUCACUCAGACUGAAAACGAGAGCAGGUAAACCACUGUACGGAGUGCUUUCCUGCAUCUGACCUGUGUUUUUAAAUAAGAUGUGUGAUGCACACAUAUGACUGCUCAAAUAAAGGAAUGGAUAUUUUGAGA